GUUCGUCAUUUCGAAGCGUAGCACGGGCGGAUGAAUAAAAACAAUCCACAUUUGAAAAAGUGAACUCAACCAGUGAAGUUGUGGCACGUGCUUCGCUCCUGCGUGGAUACGCUUUCCUCUCAAAACCAUUUCUAUUCCCAAUGUGUCGUUCAGGACGGUGUUCCGUAUAGCAUAAACCAAUACAAACAUUGCAUCAAAGCAAUCAGAGUAGUGCAAGUGAAAAAAGAAAAAAAAAACAAACGUAGCAGGCAGUGAGGAAAAAAAGAAUCAGUACAAUUUUCUUUUGCUUGUGUCACGCCAUUUUGUGCAUUUGUGCAGUGUUUCGGGGAUUUUUAUAGAAAAGUAAAAGUUUUUUGUUUUGUUAAUCGAUCUACUGACAUUCUAAAGGCUGGUUGUGCUGCCCGUUUGUUAUCAUGGCAGAUAGUUUGGUGGAAACGCCCACAGCCAGUUCGGCUCAUUUAAUGAACCUUAACGUAAUUAACACGAUGUCGACCAGUGCGGGCGAUCCGGGAAAUUCCGCUUCCUCGUCGUCGUCGUCGUCGUCCGCUGCAUCGUCGAGUGUGGCCACGUCGUCUGGUUCGAAUGUGUCGGCCAAUGGAUCCGGCACAAUCGAAUCGCCCACUACCGGUGGUAGCAAUAGUACUAGUGGACGAUCACCGACGGUAUUGAUCUCGGUUAGUGCUACGACAAGCUCGCAAACUACACGCCAGUCAAGUUUGGCCUCCGAUCUGCUGCUGAAUGAGAUGAUAAAUAUCGCUCAUCAUCGUGCCUCUAUCGCGAACAAUGGCAACCAACAGCAGCAGCAACCGUCGUCCUCUUCGACCCCGAUUGCCCCAUCCUCUUCGUCCACCGUAUCCUCCUCCGGUACGCCGGUCGUUAGUUCACAGUUAUCCUCUGUACCUUCUACCGGCGAACUGACCCCAACCAUUAUCACGCUAUCCGCGACCCCUUCGUCGUCGUCGUCCUCGUCGUCGUCGUCCUCCGUGCAGCAGCAACCGCUUGAGCUGCUGCACCGCGAAACUCCCAAACAGGCUCCGGCCAACCGCAAUGUGGGCUCCACGAUUCAUGGUCGGUCCGCCGAUGAACGGGGCAACACGGACGACUGCGGUGAACCGGAGGCGAAGCGCAAAAAAGUCGACAAACCUAGUGCAAAGGUGGAAAAGUUGGAGCUCCGUCUCGGCGGUAUACUAUGCUGCGCCGUUUGUCUGGACCUACCGAGGACUGCCAUGUACCAGUGCUCCAUGGGACAUCUGAUGUGCGCCGGAUGCUUCACCCAUUUGCUGGCCGAUGGAAGACUGCGCGAUCAGAAUGCCACCUGUCCGAACUGUCGCACAGAGAUAAGCAAGAACAACUCGUCGCGUAAUUUGGCGGUCGAGAAAGCCGUGUCGGAGUUGCCGGCCGAAUGUCAGUACUGUUCGAAGGAGUUUCCGAACAAAUCGAUCGAUUAUCACGAAUCUACCGAGUGUGAAGAUCGUCCAACGGAUUGCAAGUAUGCUCGGAUUGGUUGCCAAUGGCGUGGCCCAAUACAUGAGGUGUCAACGCACGAGGGAAACUGUGCGCAUCCGAGAAAGUCCGGCGCUGAUGUGAUGGUUGCCCUGCAGGCACAUGAUGUUAAGGCGGCUGAGGAUAAGAAACUGUUCCUCACUCUGAUCGACUUGCUGAGCUAUGAGAAGAUCAUUUUUAACGAUUUGCAGCUGAAACCGUACCGAACGGAUGAAUACGUCCAUCGUUUGUACUAUGAAACGAGUCGUUUCUCUGCCUUCAAUCAUCAGUGGGUAGUGAAGGCGAUCAUCAACAAAAGCCAGCGCGAUCCACACGAGUCUUGUGAGCGCGACAUUACUUAUCAGCUCAUCCUGAAAUCGAAAACAACAAGUCCGUUACCGAUGCACUUCUUUGUGCUUCGUGGUCCAUUUUCUGAUAUUAAGGUUGAGACACAAAUCUACAAGCAUGAUUUCGCCGACACGGAAACGGAAAGUCCGUUCAAGCUUCUGCCCCUGCCGGACACUGCCGAGUGUAACCGGCUGCUAGCGGCAAAAGCAAUCAAUUUCCGGUUAAUUAUGUUUUUAGCCUCCAAGUAAAAAAGGCAAUGUUGUAUCGCGUACUGCGUGGAUUAGACAACGCGAGGAACGCAUAACUAUUCUGCAGCUUUGGAGUUUUGAUCACCAUACAUACACAUACUCUUUUGAUAACUUUACUUCUAUCCCAAAUUAAGUUGCGUGCACAUAUGAUCAUUGACUCGCGUGAUAUUCAGUCCCAUUUCUGGAAGAUGGUCUACAAAUGAAAUCCAUUUUUGCUAUGCUAGUUUAUGUACUCUUGAAUAACGUGAAAUGUAAAAGAAUCUUUAAGUUUUCAUCGUUUUAUUUUGCGUAACAUAUUAUGAAAUGUGCAAUUUUGCCCACUAGGAAAAAGGACCAAAAAUUUGGACGCUGUCAGCGGAUAGCAUUUUUUUCUUCUCUGUUGUUCAGGUAUAUAUUGGUAAUCCCUGCAGUGAAUGUACUUUGGUUUGCAACGUAAAACGACAGUUUUAAGCUGUUGAUAAAAAUGUAAACAAUUCAAACUAAUAUAAACCAACCUAUAAUGUGCUAUAGCCCAUCAACAGUGAAAGUAGGAUCAACUGGUUUUAUCUCAUUGCUCGAAGGCCGCAGCUAAAGCAAAGGUAUCGUGAGAUAAAGAUUAGUAUUACGUUGCCAUCUUCACGUUUAAAGUAAAAUAAUGCAUGCAAAUAAUUAGCAGUAAACUAGAUUACAUUACAGCGAACCCCGUUGUGGAUAUAAUUCGAUUAGAAUCGAUGAUAUCGUUACAAAUGGAACUCCAGUUUUGUUUGGAGGUUUUUGUUUUUUUUUUCAUCUCCCUAUGGUAAUACUUGUUACGGUUAUUGGAAGGAGUUAUUUCUAAUCUAUCUUAACAAUUUACUUCGUAAGCAUAUAUUAGAAGUCGAUAAGCUUAUAUAAAUUCAGAAUGUGUGAUACAUGAAUUUUGCAAAGAUUGAAUAAGCAGCAUCCAGCAGGUUUCCAAUGAACCGAGGAGGGGAGCACACCUUGAAGAAACCCUUUAAUUUGAGAAUAGUUGCGAAGUAGAGAAGUUUGAACUUAUUUGAUCACUUUGUUUGUAUUAAAAUGAUUAUCUAGUUUAUAAAUUUAUGAUACAGUUGAAACCCAUAAUGAAACCAUACAAACACCUCGGAAAAGCAGUUUUGAAAGAUAAGUGAACAGAAUUACUCUACAGUGUUCGUGAUACAAAAGACGAAAACAUCAAAAGAACAUGUAUAAUGUUCCGAAAAUAACAUCAACGUACCAACUAAAAGACAACUGACCGUUAGAUUAAACGAACGUUGAUUCAAAUUAUGGUACUUUUCGCGCACACAACCGAUCGGUACAAGCGAGUUUCAACUGUUACGUUCAUAAUUUUUCAAUGUAAAACAUGCAUUAGGUGAUAAGAUGUGCCCAAGAGCUUUUUAUAUUCAUAUGUAUUUUUUGCCAACUUACCCAAAUUUGUCUGUAACAUAGUUUUACAAUAUUCUCUUAUCGCUGUCACGCAUCUAAUUGCUAGGAAAAUAAGAAUAAAUAUAUUUUGUUUCUUUAAAUGUUAA
Messenger RNA from Anopheles funestus (African malaria mosquito), 3589 nucleotides. Its product is annotated as cysteine and histidine-rich protein 1 homolog. Gene Ontology annotation, cellular component: nucleus. Lineage: Eukaryota; Metazoa; Arthropoda; Insecta; Diptera; Culicidae. The coding region runs from base 414 to 2078 and encodes 554 amino acids. The transcript has 7 exons. The record is from RefSeq and is a predicted model, not a curated record.